Esox lucius (northern pike) is the source of this 1761-nucleotide messenger RNA. RefSeq names its product transcription factor HES-5-like. NCBI's taxonomy places the organism in Eukaryota, Metazoa, Chordata, Actinopteri, Esociformes, Esocidae. Bases 122 to 616 code for a protein of 164 amino acids. Gene Ontology annotation, cellular component: nucleus. Gene Ontology annotation, biological process: anterior/posterior pattern specification; regulation of neurogenesis; regulation of transcription by RNA polymerase II. Gene Ontology annotation, molecular function: DNA-binding transcription factor activity, RNA polymerase II-specific; RNA polymerase II cis-regulatory region sequence-specific DNA binding; protein dimerization activity. The transcript is spliced from 2 exons. The record is from RefSeq and is a predicted model, not a curated record.
ACUACAACCAGACCAAGACCCACACAUUCAUAUGCAGAUUUGGGACUAUAUAUAGGAGACAUGAAGCCAGUAGAGUCAGAUUCACUUUACACAGAGACCCCUACAGAACAGAGAUACAGACAUGGUACCUACAAUCACCUCAGCUAGCAUCUACUCUAAGGAGCACCUGACUCUGACAAACAAGUUAAGAAAGCCAGUGGUUGAAAAGUUACGCAGAGAUCGUAUCAACAGCAGCAUUGAGCAACUCAAGUCUCUUUUGGGUCCAGAGAUCCUCAACCAUCCACCCGACUCCAAGCUGGAGAAAGCUGACAUCCUGGAGAUGACAGUUUGUUACCUGAGACAACAGCAACAGAACAAGAAAGGAAGCCCCUCCUCUUGUUCAGCACCUGUCAAUCAGGGUUACUCCAGCUGUGUCCAAGAGAUUACUCACUUCCUGUCUAAAGAUGAGGUGAAGACACAGUCCCAGAGAAGACUGCUGAGCCACCUCCAGAGCCUGCAGCCCUCCUCUGAUAAGAACAGGAGGGAGAGUGACCUGCCUCAACUGAGCUCCUCAGACCAGCACAGCUUCAGCAAAGAGAGUAGUCCAGUCAACAGCGCCCUCUGGAGGCCCUGGUAGAGUCUUACAGACUGGAGCUCCACUCUCAGACAAAGAGGGGACCAUAUUGGUCUAACAUUAAUAUCAUGGACAGUAAUGACAACAGGAAGACAAUAUUUUCCUCUUCUGUUUAUGCAGGACCUUUACAAGUUUUGGUGUUAUUGACAAGGUUUUCUGGGAAAAUGUUCUAAUCUAUACAAACUACAUUUUGUAGUGUUUACUGAAAAUAUCAUAACGUUUAUGUUUUUGGAAAUGUGAUCAACAUAUUUAUCAUGAAACUUUUAUUUCAAUUGCACUAAAUGAGUUAAAUUGAUGAACACCAGAUUUUUGUGAUUUAAAUCCGAAUGUUUAUUUUGUGAAACUUAACAUUGUUGAUCAUGUGCAUAUGACCCAUAAUAGGUAUAUUGAUCUUCAAUGAGGAUUUCUAACCCAAAAUGUGUUUCAAUACAUUUGUGAUUGUAAAUUAUAAAUGUGUUCUUAACAUUUGUGUAGUGAUAUUGUCACAUUGACAGUGUAUUGAUCAUCGAUCAUCUUGAGAUCCAGAAUCACUGUUCCUCCAUGAGGAUUAUUUAUACUAACUGAUUUUCAUACCAGUUGUCAUCUCUGUGAUUAGAGAUUAUUGAUCUGUUUUACGAUCACACUGUGUCAAAUGUCACAUAAUAAUGAUGAUGAGGACAAUAAUGUAUUGUUAAUAUGAUAAUUCUCAUUGCUAAGCCUCUUGUUUAUUUUAAACAAUGAUGUUGUCUUUUAGAAAAACAGUAACUGUUGAUAUUACACUCUGAUAGUGUAUCGUGUCUUGUGCUGAUUUAUUAGCACUUUAUUUUCAUUUGCAACAUUUACUCUAAAUUAGGUUUAUGAUCUGCUUAGACUGCUGCCCCCGUGACCCGGCCCCGGAUAAGCGGAAGAUGAUGAUGAUGAUGAGGUUUAUGAUAGAACUCAUUGAGUUUGUGUGAAUAAAUUGAAAAAUCAUUGAAUUACAUUCUCCUGUGUUAUUUCAUUAUUCUUCCGCAGAAAUAAGCUCGGAGAAGAGACUAUUUAUUAUUCAUUUAAAAUAUUUCACAUGACAACCUGCUAGACUAUGGGUCUAAACAAAUUAAAUAUCCCUUUAGUGUUUACAAUAUUGUGAAUAAUUAUUCUGUACAAAGACGGAACAGACCCAUGUUGAA